AUGGACUAUUUACGUUCUUCUUCUUAUCAUGAAGAGCCUUUACUUCUUAUUUCAUAUGACAGUAUCACAAGAAAAUUUCAAUUACUCCCCCCGAUCCUUGAUCGAACGAUUGACUGUAAAAAUUCCUAAAAAUUGGGAAAUUAACCCCCUAUCCUUGAUCGAACGAUUUUCAUAUCAUGCAACUUUUAUAUAUAUAAAAAUAUAUUAGUUAUCAAAAGCUUGGGAAGAUGCACAUAAUGAAGUUGUUUUCAGAGCUUUGAGACGGCAGAAAGCUGCGAAAUCAACCAUCCGAAGUGAUUUAGCCAUCAAUCUAGGCUUAAAAAACUUAAUAAUCUAAUAAAAUAGAGAUCUUUAAAAUUUAAAAAAAAAAUUAAUUUAAUAAGGAAUAAAUUAAAAUUUAUACCGUUUAAAGGGGUAACUAAUAAAUCAAAAUAUUAAAAAUUGGUAUUUUUAUGAAAUUAAUUAAAUUUUUUGCUCUAAAAAUAAUUAUUAAAUACCCUUAACCCUCUUAUUUAAAAGUAAAUAAAAAAAUAUAUAUAUAUAUAUAUAUUUUUUUUUAUAUAUAUAUAUAUAUAUUUUAUUUUAUAUAUAUAUAUAUAUAUUUUAUUUUUAUAUAUAAAAAUUUGUUUUUUUAACCCCCAUACUUGAUCGAACGAUGGCGAGUCGUUCGAUCAAGGAUGGUCGGGGGGAGUUAGAACAAAAAGGGCUUGAUUUUUUAAAAUCCUUGAAUGAGCCAUUAGGAGUAAUUUCUGUCGCAGGGAUGUAUCGUACAGGAAAAUCCUACUUGCUCAAUAGAGUCAUCCUAAAUCGAAAAAAAGGUUUUGGGGUAGGGCCAACAGUAAAUCCUUGCACCAAAGGUCUAUGGAUUUGGGGAUCUCCUAUAUCUGGAAUAACAAAAGAAGGAAAGCCCUGCAAUGUAAUAAUUAUUGAUUCUGAAGGUAUUGGAGCACUUGAUGAAGACUCUAACCAUGAUACUCGCAUCUUUUCUCUUGCUAUCUUGCUGAGCUCGAAUUUUAUUUAUAAUUCUGUAGGAGCAAUUGACGAAGAUGCAAUUCAAAAUUUAAGUUUGGUUGUAAACUUAACAAAGCAUAUUCACCUAAAAAGCUCACAAUCUCAAUCAGAUGAGCUUGGCUGCGAAGACUACGCUGCGUAUUUUCCUUCUUUUUUGUGGGUUGCUAGAGAUUUCACUUUGAAAUUAAUUGAUCCUGAAGGGAAAAAAAUAGCACCUAACUCCAUCUUCUUAAUUGAGCAAAACGAUUAGAAUGAAUAUAAUUCUAUUGAGUUUUAACAGAUCUAUAAAUAAAAUUUACUUUCCAAUUUUGGAUAUAGGAUUUUCAAAUUUCACAAAAAUAUUAAGCUAUUGUGAGCAGGCAAAUUUUUUUUGCUCACUCACAGAGAGGGGAGUAAAGAGUAUUUAGAACUAGCUUUACAGCCUCAAAAAGGGUUUUCGGAUACUGUAGAAGAGAAAAAUCGUAUAAGGAAGCUAAUGUCAAAUUUCUUCAAAGAAAUUGAUUGCUGCACUCUUAUAAGGCCAGUUUCAAGAGAAGAAGACUUACAAAGACUUGAUGAUAUGGAUGAAAAUCAAUUGAGACCUGAAUUCGUAGAGCAAAUCCUAGAUUUGAGAAAAAAGGUGCUUGAAAGCAUAAAUGUCAAGAUUAUGAAUGGAAAAGAGCUGUCUGGAGAAAUGAUUGCAAGCUAUCUUGAGGCUUAUGUUGAAUCAAUCAAUUCUGGUAUUGUCCCAAAUAUAGAAAAUGCAUGAAGCUAUAUUUGUCAAAACCAAAAUAGAAAAGUAUUUGAAGAAUCCAAAGAAAUUUAUCAAAAAACUUUGGAAAAAUGUGCAGAAGAAAUGUUCCCAGCUCCUUUUGAAAAACUUAUAAUUUAUCACAAAACUUCAAAGCAUGCAGCUCUUGAAUAUUUUGAAAGCAAAAGUUUAGGCGAAGAUAAAUCUUGAUAUCUCAAUGAGCUGAUUAUUCAUAUUAAAGAGAAAUUUGAGCUACUAAAAGAAGAAAAUAUAACCGAAACUAAAGAAGAAUGUGCAAAAUUCUUGACAGAGCGAUAUAUGGAGAUUGAUCAGAAGAUAAGGCAAGGAGAAAUCAAGAAACUUAUGGAUUUUGAAAGAGCAUUAAGGAAUUUUGAAAAUGAUUUUGAUAGUAAAGGUCCAAAAGGCCCAAACAGCAAAGAGUGCUUUUUAGAUUUUUACAGAGAAAAAUUGCGAAAAGUCACAGAUAAUAUGCUGAAGCAAGCUUUAAAUGAGUUAGAGCUGCAACAUAUUUUAUCUACUGAACAAAUCUUAAGACUAGAAACAGAGCUAAAAUUCACAGAAGAAAGAUUGAUUUCUGAACGAAAUGACUCUUUAAAUAGAAUCAGCUUAUUGCAAGGCGAAAAAUCAGAAUAUGCCGCAAAAGAAAAGUCUCUAAAAGAGCAAGUCUCUCAUUUAAUUGAAGAUAAAGACAAGAUGGAAAACGAGCUUCGAGACAUUUUAGACGAAUAUAAAGCUAAAUACCAAAAAGAAGUUGACUCAUCUAAUAUAAAAGUUUUAGAACUCAAUGAUUAUGUAAAAGACUUUGAAAGAGAAAAUGCAAGGAAAAUAGCAGAACUUGAGGAAGAAAAAGCGCUUUUGUCUCAAAAAAUAUCAUUUUUAGAAAGCUCACUUGAAGACUACAAGUUGAGAGAUAAAGCAUCAUCUGAAAAAAUUAAAGAAGCUAGAAAUGAUCAUAAUCAAGUAUUAAAGAUAAUGCAAGCUAAAUUUGACUCACAAAUUACGAAAUUUCAAGAAAAACUAGAUGGGCAACUGAAAGAAGUUAGUGAUUUAGAAGCUGAGCUUGAUAAUAAAGAAAGAACAGUUGAGGAUUUACAAUUUAAGCUUACUGAAAAUCAAUCACAGAAUGCAAAAAUAAUAAAGGAACUGCAAAAUCAUAAUGAAAAUGUCAGUAAGAGCCUAAAAGAGACUGAAAAUGAAUUUAAAGAGAAAUUGGAAGAACAAAGGAUAGAAAAUCUGAAAUCAACGGCAAGGCUAAGAGCGAGACUUGAUGAAACUGAAAAGAAGCUAAGAGGAAGUGAAGAACUGCAAAGAAGUGAUAUGUCGAUUUGGGCACAAGAUAUAGUUCAUGUACUGAUAUAGAUCGUCAUCAUUGAAAAUGUAAACACUACGAUGGAUUUUCAUAUCUUGCAUAUCGAGAUACUAACUAUUUAGAGAAAUAUUUUAAAUAUAAAUAAAAAGGUUUAAUAUAGUUUUAUUCGAUUUGUUUUAAAUAAAUAUGAAAAUGAUGAUAGAACAGCUCUUUGAAAAAUAAGAGUUUUGCCCCUAUUUGAAUUACUGGAAUCUUAUCCAUAGCUCUUACAUAAUGUCUAUCAACAACUAAAUCUUAUUUCAGAUUGUUUCCACACUACUCCGGAAGAACUAACAGUUUAAAUCUUUUUUUGAAUCUAUAUAUACAUAAGCCAUUUUUUAGUAAGCCUUAAAAAAAAUAUCUUUUUAUUAUUGUGCAAUUAGAAUUAAAUAAUUUAAUUGGCUGAACUAAAUUCUAUAGAAAAGUUAAGAUACUUAUCAGUGUCAGUCUAAAUGUUAUCUUAAAAUUAAUAUUUAGUUUCGCUUACUUGUCAAAAUGAUUCUCAAUUAUCAAUCCUUUUAUAUUACAUCACUUAAUUGGGCUAAGUAAAAUUAUGUAAAACUCUCACUUUUCAGUCAGGCUGAGAGAAGAGCUGUUUUAGCUGCAAAAUAAUUUAGAUUUAUUUUGUCGUGCUUUAUGCAAAUUAUUAGAAUCAUUUUCAUAAUUCUUAAGAGAAAAUCAUCAUAUAAAGCUAUAUUAAAAGUUUACAACCUUUUUUAUUUAUAUUUGAAUAUUUCUCUAAAUAGUGGGAAUCUAAGAUGUAGCCCAUUGAAAUGGUUGCAUUUUUAAUGAUGACGAUCUAUACCGUUAGGUGAGCUAUAAUGCAAUUUUAGUACAAAAAAUUGAAUUCUUAGAACAAGAACUUGAAGAGGAGAAAAGUAAAAGAGAUGAAGACAAAAAAUACUAUGAAAGCAUGGUUUCAGCACUAGAAAUUGAUAAAGCUAAUGAAAACAGCUCAUAUCCAGAUGAAUUACAUGCUGACCAAUCACAAAAGAUUUUAAAUCUAUGAAAAGAAAAUGAAACAUUAAAAUUACAAAUGAACACAAAACUUGAAGAAUUAAUGGACAUAAACAAUACUCUAGAGUCUAAAAUAAAAUUGGAGCGAAAUGACUGAAUGCAAAAAGAACAUCUUUUGAAAGAACAAAUUGAUGAGCUUUCUUCAGAAAAAUCCAAAUUGCAGACAGAGCUAUCUAGGAGAAGUAUACAAAAUGAUUACUCCCACAAAAGACUUACUCUCUAUGCAUCGAAAGCCAUUGGAAAAUCCUAUUUUUUGGGUAAAAACCAACCUUGUGAGACAAUAAAAAUUUUUUGAUUUUUAUUAUAAUGAAAUUUCUAGCUAAUUCUGCUGAAUUUAAACAGCUUGCAUUUUAUAACAUAAAAUUAUACAAAUUUUACUUUCCAAUUUUUGCUAAUUUAAAAACAAGUUAAUCUAAAAUUUAUAUUGUCCCAGGCCCUUUUUGGGCAUCAGUAUACGACCCUUACUUGACAGCCAGCUUCGUAUCUCGGAUUCUGAAAAUACGAAGCUGGCCGUCCAGUAUGAGCCGGAGUUAGCUCUAUUGAUGUAGAAAAAGAAAUGGAUCACCUAAAAUCAUCCUAUUAUGAUGAAAUAGAAAUUCUUAAAUCCCAGCAUGAAGCUACCCUUCUCCAGCUUAAGAGCUUUUAUGAGCAAGAAAAAAAUCGUUUUGACCAAAGAAUUCAACAAGAAAAAUCAAAAACAGAAAGACAUAUAAACGAUAUCAGUGAAGACUAUGAAAAAAGACUGGAAACAGAAACGAUAAAUCAUGAGGAAGAAAUUCACUCACUUCAUAAUGAAUUUAGAGAAAUGGAAGGAUUUUACACAGAAGAGAUCACAAAAUUAAAUGAAAAAAUAGAACUGGAUAGCCAAAAAAUCGAUAGUUUAGAAAAGCAUAUAACAAAUUUGAAAACGCAGCUUGAUUCUACUUAUGAUUCUCAUUCAAAUGCUCUUGAAUCUCAUCAGGAGAGCUUUAAUCAACAAAGACAAGCUUUAUUUAACAAGCUGGAAACCAUGGCUGCAGAUAUUGCAGAAAAAGAUAAAAAUUUGAUAUUACUGAGGCAUGCAAAAGAGCAAGUUGAUAGACAAUUGACGACAAGAGGAAAGGAUUUUGAAGAGCUAAAUGAAAAAUAUUUCAAUGAUAAAAAUAGUUUACUUGACCAACUAUCUAAAAUAAAAACUGAAAAAGAUGAGGUGCUAUUAGAGCUAGCCAAAGCCAAUAGUAAAGCGAAAAGGGAGCUUGCACUUUAUACUAAUGAAAUAGAACUGCUACAGAAAAAGCUUUCAGAAAUUGAGAUUCAGCUGGAAGAAAGCGAGUCUCGGUAUAAAGACUCGAUAUUGCUGCUUAAAGAAGAAGCUGGCUCUCAAUCAGACAUAAUUACUCAAAGACUUUUUAAAGAAAAUGAAACUCUUCAACAUAAAUUAUCAGAAAAUAAAAAGGCUUAUAAGCAGCUUUCUUCCUCUGCAGCAAAACAAAAUGCCCAGUAUGAAAAAGAAAAAGAAAUUUUCGAAGAAAAAAUUUCAGAAUUGGAUAAAAAAUAUACUGAUUUAGAAAAGCAAUGCCUGGAUAUCCUCCAAAAUAAAUCGCCAGAGAAAUUAAAACCAGAAAAAUCUUUUAGCAGCAGCGAAGCAGACAGCUUAAGAGCCCAAAUAUCUAAACUUGAUAGAGAGUUGGCAUCCAGACAAAUUUCUUAUGAUCGGGAUAAAAACCUUUGGGAAAAUAAAUUUAAUUUUCUCCUUCAGCAGAGAGAUCAAGCAAGAAAAGAGCUAGCCUCAAGCCAAGAAAAAUUCGAGAUUGUAAUAGAAGAAAUUAAAUCAAAAUCUGCAGCUGAAAAAGAAAAAUUUGAAAUCAAAACGAAUUCUAUGAUUUCUGCAAUGGAAUCAAAAUUUAAUAUACAAAACUCUGAAAUUAUCAACAAAAAUGAGUCUCAGUUUAAACAAAUCAACGAUAAAUAUAAGCAAAGUGAAAGAAAAAUCCAAGAACUUGCAGAAGAAUUAGAAAAAGAAAGACGUGAAAAAGCUGCAGUUAUCAGUUCUUGCGAUAGAAAAAUAAUUCAAUCCCAAGAAGCAGUUCGAGUGCUAGAAAAUGAAAUUAGGCAGGAAAGAGAAGGAAGCCAAGAUGCUCUUGUUCAGUUAAUGGAUAAAUUUACAAAAGAACGAGACGAAUGGAGGAACAAAAUGGCUGAAUAUGAAAAGAAGAUAAAAGAUUUGGAAUCGCAUAAAGCUCAGCAGUUUAUUUUGCAUGAAAAAGAAAGAGCUAAAUGGGCCCUUGAAAAAGACUCAAUUAUUUCUAAUCAAACUGAUGCGCAGCAUCAGUUAACCCACGUUUUGAAAAGGCAAGACAGUUUAAAAAAAGAAAACGAAAAGCUAAAAGCGCCCCGCACAAAAUUGAUUCCAAAAAAGCCACCAGAAAUUUCUUUAACUUCCCCCCCCCCCCUCCGUGAGUGAACAAAACCAUUAGAAAAUCCCUAUAUUUUUUGCCCAAAAAACCCACCUUCCGUGAGUGAACAAAAAUUUUUUUUAAUAGAAAAAUUUUUUAUGGAAAAAAUUUUUAUAUAUAAAUAAUAAUUAGUAUAAUGAAAUCUAGAGCUAAUUCUGUUUUAAUUUUAAAACGAAUUGCUUUUUAAAACAUAAAUUUAUAAAUUAAAUUAAUAUUUGCUUUCAAAAUUUUGCGAAUUAGGGUUUUUUUAAAUUUCGAAAAAAAAAAACAAUUUUUUAUAAAAUUUAUAUAUCAAUUUUUUUAUAAAAUUUAUAUAUAAAUUUUUUAAAAAAAAAACAAAUUAACCCCCCUCCGUGAGUGAACAAAAUUUUUUUGUUCACUCACGGAGGGGGGGGGAGUAAGCACUAAUAUUUCUUAUGAAGAUUUUUCAAGAUUUAAUACUUUCAGUGGAAAAUCUACCCCUACAAACUUAGGCACAGAAAUCUCCCCCAGAGUCCAAUUCCCAACUUUUACAAGUCCGCAAUCAAGGCCUCACAGCUCAAGAAACUCAUAA
Molecule: messenger RNA, 7115 nt
Organism: Blepharisma stoltei
Lineage: Eukaryota; Ciliophora; Heterotrichea; Heterotrichida; Blepharismidae
Source: the annotation of a GenBank genome assembly